AUGUAAUCAGGAUAACUGUUGAAUCUGUAGAGAUUAGAACGAUCUUAUUUAUAAACACUAUCUUAGAAUGGUUGGGAAUCUCCACUUGUAGUCAAUGCUGCUGUAGAAUUUGCAAAUACAUUGAUCAAAGAUGGAAGAAUACUUUUGAAAUAGGGAAAUAAUACAUAAGCAGAAAUGUUUUUUAAUAGAGCAAAAGAGGUAUUGGAAUAAUUAGAAUCUGUAGAUUACUACACCAAUAUCAAUAACAAGUGGAAUAUUUUAUACAAAUACUUUUGUGAAAUCAAGAGGACAUGCAAUACUCUAAAUAUCAUAAUUAUAUGAAUAACAAGGAUAAUUUUAAAAAGCUUGGAUGAAUCUAAGAGAUGUAUUGCCUUUUAUGGAAAAAUUCUCAUAUACAAAAAGAGUAAAUAUUUGUGAAGAUGAUAAGUAAGUAUUAAAAUUAUAUACAUAAUUACUAUUUCAUGGUAGUGAAGUAUGUAGAAUGAUGCAUCGUAAAGAUGAUAUGUUAGAUUAAUGUAAUAAAUUAGUUGACAUUUUGUAAAGAUUGGGAAUUACAUUUGAUUCUUUACGUACUUUAACAAAAGAGGAAUUUCAUUAAGAAUAUAAAAAAUGGUUUAUGAUGUUAGCAAGAGCAUUCUAUUAUAUAGGAAAAUCUCAAUUUAAAGUUGGAUUUGAAAGAGAAUCAUUAAGAAAUCUAUACAAAGCUUGGUAAAUUUAAGAAUUAAUAUUUGGACCUGAUGCACCAGCAACUAUGAAAGCAAGAGAUAAAUAUGAGAAAUUAAGUUAAAAGAUGGAAUUUGAAAUGAUUAUGGGUUAAGAGAAAGUAGAUUUUCAAUAAUUCAAAGCUGAUCUUUAAAAAGAUGUUGGAUAAGAAUUAUUACGUAAAGUUGUUACAUUAAAACCAAAUAAAAAUUUUGAUGUAUUAUAUUUAUAUUUAAUAUUGAUAGCAUCAUAUGUAAACAUAAGUGAAAUCUUAUCAAUAAAUAGUUAGAUAAUUGUCAUCACAUUCAACUAAAUAUUAAAUGCCUGAAUAUAUUAAGAAAGUAAGAUAAGAAUAUGAAGAGAAAUUGAAGACUAUUUCUAAUUAAUAAUAAAUAGAUGAAUAUUAAUAACAAUAAGAGAAAACUUUUCAAAUAAAAAAUAAAAAACUAUCAUCCAGAGCAGCAUCAACUUAUAUGAAUUAAUCAUUACUUCCUUAAGAUAAAUUGUUCUCUCCUAGAUUAUCUUUGAUAGCACAUUCUCAAAGAACAAGUUUAAUGAAUGAAAAUUAUAUGGAUAAAUUGAAGUAUUAUUUAAUUUAAAUUAAGAGUUCAAUUAUAGGAAGCUUAACUUAAAACAGAACCUAUUGAUGAAAUGAUGCUUAUAAGACCUCAAUUCAAAUCUGAACAUCUUCAAUUAAAAAAAAAGACUAAUAAAUAAGGAGAUCAAAAUGAAUAAUUAAUUUCUAAUAAAAAGAAAAUCAAAUCUAAUAGACUUAUACCUAGAAUGUUAAAUAAAUAAAAUACAUAAAUGUUACAUAAUAAAUCUGAUACAUAAUAAAGUGAGUAGAAAUUACCUAAAAUGUAGACAGUUUAAGAUUUAAAUAUGCAAUAAUAAUUAGAUGAAAUGAGAGUACCCACAACUGAAUCAGUAUUGGCUUAAUAAUAAUAAUCUCCUUAAUAAUAGGUUCUUAUACCUUUAUUAUAACAUAUGUAAACUGAAAUUACUGAAUAAAGUGAGAAUCUCUAUAAUGACUUAUUAAAUAAGUAUUCAAUUGAAUAAUUAAAUUUGGCUGCAAAAAUCAUUUAAUAAUAUUUUAGAAAAUAUAAAUGCAAUAUAAGAAAAAUUAAAACUAUUCAAACAAUUGAAUUAACUCCUUUGGCUACAUAAAAACCAUAAAGUCAAACAGCAUGUAGUGAUAAAUUAGAUAGUAUUCAAACAAAUAGAACCACAAUGAAAGUUUCAGUAAAAGAACUCAAGAAUUCUAUACGAAAGGGAGGAAGAUUUGAUUAGAUUGUUAGAGAGAUCAAAAAUAAUGAAGCUGAAUAAAUCAGUACAAACAAAGCUAAAACAGUAAUAUAUAAUUAUAUCAUAUAUUAGUUAAUUUAAAUAAUUGUAGAUUUUUAUAAUCUUCCAGAUUAAGAUAUGUACUUUUUGGGUAAAUUAUUCUUUGAUGAUGAAAUCAAAAUCUGGAAAUUAUCUAAUAUUUCAAUAUGUGCAUUUAGUGACAAUGGAUAUUCUAGUAAUUAGACUGAUGAAGAUGAAUAAAUAUCAUUUGUAAACACUCCUUCAUAAUUAAGUAAUAUUUAUAUAUAUAUAUAUUGUAGGACAUUAAUUAUAACAUAUAAUGAAUAUAUUUACUGAAUAAUAAUCUAUUAUUGCAUUGUAAUUGAUAGUCUACUUUACAUUAUAAAAUGAUGAAUAGUAAUACAAUUUGAAUUUCAAAAUCAAUAAUUUUGUUAGCUAUCUUGAUGAAUAUUAAAGAUGGUUUUCUAAAGAUCGUUUAGAAAAUUUCAAUGGUCUCUUAAGUAUAUACUGUAAAUAAUAAAAUCUCUAUGAACCAAACAAUUGUAAAACUAUAGUAUUCUUAAAAACUGAUUUUGCAUAAUAAAUUAUAGCCAAAUUAAUGUAUGCUCUUAAAAAUCAUUAUUAUCUUAUAAGAUCUGUAGUUGGAUAUAAAUUAGUUUCAAUGAAAGAUGCAAUUAAUAAAAAAUUACUUGAUUAUAUUAUUGAUAUAACUAAAUGUAAUAGAAAUAAAAAGAUUUAAAAUGAACAAAAAAGAAUUAUGAUUCUUAAACAAUUUAAAAAUGAACCUAUUAAAUUAAUUAAACAUCAUCAAUAAGAACAACCAAUAAUUACUUUGUCUACAUAACGAAGACAUUAAAUAUUAAUGGAUGAAUAAAGCAUUGUUAUUUAAGAAUCUGAUGAUAAUAAAUCUGAAUAUUCACAUGAAAAUGCAUCUUAAUCAGAUUAAAAACGUCCAUCUAUUAAUGUUAAAUCAAAUGAUAAUAGUUCUGAAAAAGAUUAAGUUAGAUAAUCUCCUUUAAGACAUCCAAAAAAAUAAUAUACAACUAUCAAUAAUAGAAAUACAAUGAUUAGUCCUAGAAAUACACCAAUUAUUUCUUCAUAAGCCUUAAUUAGAAAUAGUAUGGCUCCAAAAAUGGGUAGUCAAUUUUCUGAAUUUGCUAAAAGAUAAUAAUAAAAAGAAGCCUUCGAACCUCCUUAAUCUAAAAAAAGUUUAGAAGAUUUGUAAGAAUAUAAGGAUAGAUCUUAAUCUGAAGUUCAAUUAGUUUAAGAAUACUUUCCAGAAUUUUAAUUAGCAAAUUUAGAUGAUUAUUAAGAUUAUUCACCAAAAGAAGGUCCUAUUAUUAAAUUAAAUGCUAAUAUGAAUAUGGAACCUUACUUUCCUCCUAAAGGUAUUAUCAUCUAACCAGAACCUGAAGAAUAUAUUAAUGAAUAUCCAGAUAAUUAUGUUGCACUUAAUUUAAUAUUUAAAUAAAAUAAUACUAUAUUAAUUGGAUAUGUUUUAAUAUAAGAAUCCAAAGCCUUCCUUGUUACAAAUAAUUAAGAUGGUAGUAUUAACAAAAAAGAAAUAAACAUUGAUUUUGGUGUGAGAUUACCCAAUAGAAGAAAGAAAUUAGAAAUUAUCAAUAAAUUAAUUCAUACAGAAAAAUAAAAGAAAUUAUCAUUAAUAUAAGAAUUAUAAACAUAUGACUUUAGACAUACAUUUAUUUUAUUAGAUAGAUAUGUAAAAAGAAUUAAUCACUAUGAUGAAUUCAUAUAUAAUGAAAUUUAUUAAUAAUUAUAGGCUGGUUAAUUAUUACCUUUGACUGAUAUACAUAGUUUAAUUUAUUCAGAGAGAAUGGCCUCUUUAGUAAUUGAUUAAUAAGUAUCUUAGACAGAGACUGAAGAAGGUAUUCAUUUAUCUAUUGUAAAUGAAUCUAAUUAAUAAAAUUAUGAAGAGAAUGUUUUAAAUGGAAAAUCAUUUAAAAAUUAUAGAAGUAAAUUUAAUAUUAUAAAAAAUAAAUUUUAUUUCAAAGAUACUAAUUCAUAUUUCAGAGUUGAAGUAUGUUUCAAAGAAACUAAAGUAUUUGAUACUAAAUUAUUAUAUUUAAGUGAUUAAUAAGCUAAAUAAGAUUUGAUUAUUCUAAAAAAGAAUAUGCAUGAAUUAAUUGGUUUAAAAAAACUAUAAAUUAAAAUUAGACUAUAUUACCCUAAUCAAAGAUUAACAUAUUAUAGAACUGUACAUUAACUAUAAGAUGUUGAAAAGAUAUUACAUAUUUUUAAUAAACCUUAGAUGAUUGGUUAAUAAAUUAGAUCAUAAUCUAAAAUUUAACAUCGAUUAAUAGGAAAAGCAUUACAAUUUAAAAAAUAAUAAAUUAGUUUAGAAGAAAGAAAUAGAGAUAAAUAUAGUGCAUUAGAUCAAUUUUUAUUAAUGUACAUAUCUGAUCCAUUGUAAUUUAUUAGUAAUGAAAAUCAAAGACUUUUAAAACAAACUAUCCUUUUUUAUUAUUUCAAAUAACAAUUAAAAUUAACUUUAAUUUCAUCAAGUCGUUUAAGAUAUUUUAUGAAUACUUAUUUUCUUAGAAAAACAUUCAAUGCAUAAAGUAGAGUCAGUAAUAUUGGAAAAGUAUUUGUGGAAUGUGAAGUAUAUUAAUUCAAUAGAUUUUAUUUUGAUCAAGAAAAUGGUGAACAUACAUAUUUUUACUUUUAAAUUACUCCAUAAGAAAGUAGAACAAAAAUAUUCAAAUUAGUUUUGGAUCUAGCAGACAUCAAAAGUAUUUGUCCAAAAGUUGCACUUCAUAAUUGUUUUCAUGAUAAGAUAUUACAUGAUGUUCUCAAAAUAUUGACUGCCUACUUAAUUUGUUAUAGAACUAAUACAUAUCAUGGAAUAAAGAUACCAUUAUCUUAUAUCAUUAAUCAAUCAAAAUAUGAUCUACAUAAUACAUUUACUGAAGUUACAUAUGGAAGUAAUAUCUUAGAAGAAUAAUAAAAUGUUAGAUCAUCUUAACCUAAAUUAUCUAUAUUAAUAAAUGAUAAUGUUUUUCGUAAGAAAUCAUAAACAUAAAUGAUGGAUGUUUAAAUUGACAAUUUAUAAUUACCAGCUGAAGCCAGUAGAAUUUUAAAGAAUACAUCUAUGUUAACACCAGUAUUUAGAGGAUAAAAAUUUAUAUAUAAAACUACAAAAGUUGUCAAUUCUAUGUAUGUUAUUAUAACUGUCUCAUAUUUGUCUAUGAAUAAAUUUUAAAUUGGAUUGUAUAUUCCAUAAACUUGUAGGAAUUUUAGUUGUUAUAUUUAAUAGAGUGAUUUCUAAUAGAUGAAUCCAGAAUUUUUAGAAUCUAUCUUUCCAUCAUGUUUAGUAACUAAAGAAACUAUUGAUUAAUUUUAUAUAAAUAGAUGGAAAUUCUCUGAAAUGAGCAAGAUUUAUUAAAUUGCUGUCAAUCAUCCUGAUGAAUUUGAAGAUUUUUAUAGUGAAAUGAGAAGUUAAGCAAGAGCCAUACCUUAAUUGGAAUUAUAGAAAUUAACAGAAAGCAAAGUAUCAAUUAAUAAUGAAGAUGAAUUACUUGAAAAACCUUAUGAUGAUACACCUAAAUUACUUGAAUCUUUCAGUGAUUAAAGUAGAUAGAAUGUAAGAUCAUCAACAUAACCUCCAAUAUUCUUAAAAAAAUAGAUUGCCAAAUAAUAUAGUGUAUAAAAUUCAAUUGGAAAUCUAAAUCCAAUGCGUUUGUCCUUACCUACCUAAUAAUAGAAUAUUCCUCGUGCAGAUAAAAGUCUCUUCUUUAAACAUAGUCCAAGAAUCUCAAAUUAAGGAAGUAUGGAAAAUUACUAUUAAAGUGAUAAGGAUCUAUUUUUUAAUUAAAUACUUGUAAGAAAAAAUAAUCUUGAUAUGAUUUCUACAUUUGAAAUUAAAAUUUGGGAAGCUCUUAUGAAUAAAAUAAUUAUUACCAAAAAUUCUUAAAAUCAUUUCAUUUUUAAUCUUGACUCUUUUUAAGGUGUCUUAAGAGAAAAUCUAUAUACUUAAGUAGUUUAUUUGGGAAAUGAAGUAAAUGCUUUAUUUGAAGUUUUUGUCGAAAAUGUUCGUAAACCAUUAGAUAUGUUUAAAGUGUGUGUUCCUAUCAGAUUGAAUGAAAGCUAAAAUUUUUAACUUUAUCAAAGAAUUACAUUAUUUGAAGAACCUAAAGUAGUUAAUUUUAAAUUAAUGUUACGUAAGGUUUUGUAUAGUUAUUAUUAUGAUGAGAGAAGAAAUCUUUAAAAUCUUAAACUAAAAGAUUGUUUUGUAGAUUCAUAUGAAUUCAUAUAAUCUGAUAUUUAAAAAUGUUCAGUUUAUAUGUUAAAUAAAUUAAAAAAGUAAUUAAAAUUGAAUCCAAGUACAUUCAUUGUUCAAGAUGUUUUAGGAGAUGAAAAAUGUCCUUAAUUAAUAAAAGUAAAUGCUAAUUAUAAACAAUAUGCUGCAUUUAAAGUAUAUUUUAUUUUUUAUUAUAGUAAUAUUAAUAUGUUUUAUUGAAGAGAAUGAUAUUUACAAUGAGACCAACAUAGAUUUAUGUUUCAAUUUUUUAUUAAGAAAAGAGAAAAAAGUUUCAUUUAUAUUUUUAGAGUAUGAAAAAUUGUAAGAAUGUUACAAUAAAAUACUCUUUAAAAGAAAUUUAGUAAUGUAUUCCUAGUGCAAUCAGUUUACUCAAUUUAGGAUUGCAUUAGGAAUUAGGUAAAAGAAUAUAUCAGAGUUUCAAAAAUAGGCUAUUAGUUUCUACUUAUUAAUAAUUGUUAUGAAUUUUUAUUUAUUGAUUUAUAUAUACUAUGUAAUAAGAUGAUAGUUAAACAUAAAAAGAGGUGACCAAACCAAAAAAUAAGGUUAAAAAAAGCAAAGAACAAUUAAUAAUUAAUGUUUCCAGUACAAAUGAUCUACAUAUCUCCUUUUAGGCUCCCAAUACCCGGUGAUACGAUAUGUUGGUAAAAAAAUGUUAAAUUGGAAAAUUUAGAAGGAUGAAAAUGCAACUAAUUGGGAUGUAUGGUGGACAGAUGGAGCUGUCUUUUCUGAUCUUUUAGGGAGAAUGAAUUGUAAUUCAUAAAUCAAAUAAUUUAGCUUAUCAAAAAGUGAAUCAUUUUCCAGGAAUGUAUAGUUUAGCUCGUAAAAAUCAUUUGGGAAGGAACCUUAUGAAGAUGCAUAAAUAGUUUCCUUAAGCAUAUAAUUACUUCCCUUAUACUUGGUUAUUGCCAGCAGAAUUAAGUGAUUUUAGAGCAAAUAUUGGCAAGAACAGAACUUUUAUCAUCAAACCUGAAGCAUCAUGUCAAGGUAAAGGGAUAAUGUUGGUUAAAGAUGCUGAAGGUCUUUCGAUUCAUGAACAUUAUGUAGCAUAAAGAUAUUUAAGUAAACCUUAUUUAAUAGAUGGUUUAAAAUUUGAUCUUCGAAUUUAUGUAUUAUUGGCUGGUUGUGAUCCUUUAAGAAUUUAUAUCUUUAAAGAAGGUCUUGCUAGAUUUGCAACAGAAUUAUACAAAAAACCAGGCAAAGACAAUUUAGAUAAUAUUUGUAUGCAUCUUACAAAUUAUGCUGUUAAUAAGGAUAAUGAGAAUUUUGUAUUUAAUUAGAGUGAUAAAUAAAUGGAUGUUGGACAUAAGAGAAGUAUGACUAGUGUUUUUGAAUUGUUAAAAAGUAGAGGUGAGAAUGUUGAUUAAUUAUGGAAAACAAUUAAAAAAAUGAUGAUUAAAACAUUUUGUGCUGUAUAACCUAUUUUAGCUCAUUAAUAUAAAUCUUGUUAACCAAAUAAUCAUAUGAAUAAUAUGUGUUUUGAAGUCUUAGGUAUGGAUGUUAUUUUGGAUCAUAAACUUAAACCUUAUUUAUUAGAAGUCAAUCAUUCUCCAAGUUUUACAACAGAUACUCCUUUGGAUGCAACUAUAAAAAGGGAAUUGAUUUCAUAGUCAUUAAUUUUGAUGAAUUGUACUUAGAAGGCUAAAUAGGAAUGUAUAAAUUAAGAAAAGCAAUUACUUCAGUAAAGGAUGUUAACAACUAAACCUAUUAAAUUGACAUUGGAAGAGAAAUAAAAACUAAUAAAGUAAUGUUAAGAAAUUAGAGAUUAAUAUGAAAAUUAGAAUAUUGGAAAUUUUGAAAAAGUUUAUCCAUUAGAAUAAUACGAAGAAGAUUAUGAUAAAUUUAUAGAACAUGCAGGUUUAUUAUAUUAAGAAUCUACAGGAGCAAGUAAGUAUAUUAAAAUAUAAUUAGAUAUAAAAAAGAUAUAAUAAUAAUAAUAAUAAUAAUAAUAAUAAUAAUAAUAAUAAUCAUUUAAAAGAAUUGAAAAACCUGAAAUGAAAUCAGAAUGUACUUUAAGACCUUAAGAAUAUAGAUCUGAAACUAAAAUCUUAGAAUAAAGAACAGAAAUUGUUAGAUUAAAAAGUGAAAAAUCUUCAGGAAUGAAAAGAAUACUAAAAAAAGAACAUUCAACUACUCUUUUAGCUGAUGAUACUAUCAGAAAUAUAAGAUUAGCAAGUUUAAAACCUCAAUAAAGAGCUAUUUUAAAAUAGGAUACUGUGAGAAAAAACUUUAAACUUCCUGUCAGUUAAGGUACUUUUGUAACACCUAAAUUAUUUAUGAUUACUGAGAAUAAUAAAAAUAGUAAUUAUCCUUAUUGA
This is a messenger RNA of Paramecium pentaurelia, 8601 nucleotides long. NCBI's taxonomy places the organism in Eukaryota, Ciliophora, Oligohymenophorea, Peniculida, Parameciidae. The record is from the annotation of a GenBank genome assembly.